Molecule: messenger RNA, 243 nt
Organism: Danaus chrysippus (African queen)
Lineage: Eukaryota; Metazoa; Arthropoda; Insecta; Lepidoptera; Nymphalidae
Source: the annotation of a GenBank genome assembly
AUGAAAAUUCACUAUCCAACAUUUCUAGUUUCUCUUCGCUAUCUCUGUCAGUCGGAGCGAACAGCGGCGUGGCGUAAAGGAAAACACGAUUUGGCGGUAACCGGACCCGCGUCGGCUUGUUUCGGAACGCUUCGGGGGAAAUCUAGAGUUGUAGUUGUAAAUCGUCGUAAGUGCAGUGAGUCGUGGCGCGAGGCGAGCAUCGCGCUCGUUUGCCAGGAGAGGGUUCUUCGUUAUAACGCGUAG